CCGGCCCCUCUGGUGGCCAGGACCAUAGGAACACACAUAGGCCGGCGCUCUAUCCUAUAGUGUGCAAGCACGACCACCAAUCCUGGAUUGCAGGGUGGUCGUAACCAUGGAAACGAGCCGUGUAUAAUGUGAUGGAAAAAUGAAUCCAGCCAGCAAAGGAAGCAACAUGGAGAAUCCCAAUACAUUAGGAAGGGCCGGGUAUUAAUCUUCUCUACAUGAUAAAUGCCAUUUGCUGAAGUGAGACGACCCCUUUAAUUUAUUAACAGAUUCUCAAAUUAAAGGGAUAGGACGCGCUGUCUCCAUGGCGAUGGUGUGUAUGCGCUGGCACCGCUCCCGGGCUCUGCACGCUCAGCUGGCAUCGAGCUGUCUCCUACUCCUGGCAAUGAUUUACAGCGGCCGGGGGAACGAGGGGCGAGCCCGGGCAUGCUGCCGCCCCGCAGGCCCUAUAAGACGGGGGCAGGAUGGGCAUUGUAGUAGCUGCGAGGAGGAGGAGGCCGCACACAGGGCAGGACGAUGGCGGAUCACCCUCCUCCUGAGGACGUCACGGCCGCCGCUGGAGACGCACAUUCUAAGUCGGGUCCCCUCUCCAGCCGCUCUCACUCCAUAGAAAUGCCCGCACGUCAGCUGGCGCGGUUGAGAAGCAUCGAUCCGUACUCUCGCCGGAGCUCCGUCGUCAGUAACAUGAACGUCCCAUUCUCCCGCAAGAACUCGCUGUGCGCCCUGGGUCCAAACAAGCGCUUGUCCCUGGGGCCCUGGGCACAUUAUGGGCAGGUCAGUUUUUCGGGUCUCCCCCUCUAUCAGCCCAUUCAGGAGAUUCAGUAUGAAAACACGUACAAGAUGGGCCCCGACCAGGACUGCAGGUUCAACCCAGGCAGGGCCCAGAAAGCUGUGGAGGGCAUCCUGAGGGGCUACCUGGGGGAUGCCAAGUACAACCCCCUCACCAGCGGGCAGCUGGCCCAGAACCUGUCCGACAUCAUCCGCAGCAAGCUAAAGGAGUUCAGCCCUGCCCGCUACAAGGUGGUCUGCAGCGUCUUCCUGGGCCAGAUGUCCCACCAGGGGGUAAAGGUGUCCAGCCGCGCCCUAUGGGACCCACAGAAUGAUAACGUGGCCUCCGCCUCAUAUUCUAACUCCACCUUGUUUGCAGUGGCUAUGGUGCACGGGCUUUACUAUGAAUAAUGGGGGUCAUUCUCUGCAUGUCAUAAACUCCAGCUACCAUGUACAUUCAUUGCGUAUGCAGUGGGCCCCUCUACUGCUCACCCCCUUCCCAUCAUAUUCCACAUGAUACAGUAGGCGAGUAAUGUCUGACUGCUGGGACCACCUGCAAUCCCUACAACAUGGGGUACGCACAUCGCUGCAGUCCUCCUCUGGGGCUGAUGGAGGGCGCUGGGCACCUGCUGGGGGGGGAGGACUCCUGUAAAGGGGAAUGCUACUGUCACAACUUAUGACCGCAAGUCCAGGGUGCGGUUGGUUCAGUUUAUACUCUGAAUUCAGCUUUCUGUGCGAAGCAUGCCCCAAUCAGCUUCCUGCCCGUGUAAAAGGCCCUUUACCGAAGGAACCAACACAAUGUUUAUUUUCACUUUGGGUGUGAUCGGAGAAGAAAACGUACAAAGUUGUCACACGGUUACUUGAUAUUUUAUGUAGAUUUGAAUGGAAAUCUUGCGCAGAGUUCCCCUUUAGAGUGAAAGAGGGGGGGGGGGGUCAUUCCAGUGUGUAUAAUGCAGGAUCUGUACAUUAGUCUCAGUGCUGCACUCACAGCAGUGUAUGGAAAGUCAGGGUUAAAGCAGGAGGUGAGCACCAGACCCAACCCAGCACCACCCCAUUCACUUUAGAACAGCUACAUUUUGAGUGUUUACUUCCACAGAUGGAGCAGACUGUGUCAGCAUGCAUGUUUGACACCCACAAUACAUUGAGGAUUAGAUUAACCCAAAAACAAUCAAAGAGUUCACAUGAAAGAGCGGCCAUUGCUUGGAUUACACGAAUCCUUUACAUCAGACGAGGCGGCAGAAUAAAGACAAA
This is a messenger RNA of Bufo bufo (common toad), 2016 nucleotides long. RefSeq names its product dynein light chain Tctex-type 4 (gene DYNLT4). The record is from RefSeq and is a predicted model, not a curated record. The coding region runs from base 514 to 1176 and encodes 220 amino acids. NCBI's taxonomy places the organism in Eukaryota, Metazoa, Chordata, Amphibia, Anura, Bufonidae. Gene Ontology annotation, cellular component: cytoplasm; cytoplasmic dynein complex. Gene Ontology annotation, molecular function: dynein intermediate chain binding. The transcript has 2 exons. Gene Ontology annotation, biological process: microtubule-based movement.